Molecule: messenger RNA, 3885 nt
Organism: Mytilinidion resinicola
Lineage: Eukaryota; Fungi; Ascomycota; Dothideomycetes; Mytilinidiales; Mytilinidiaceae
Exons: 5
Coding region: 6-3599 (1197 amino acids)
Biological process (GO): microtubule cytoskeleton organization; tubulin complex assembly; post-chaperonin tubulin folding pathway
Molecular function (GO): GTPase activator activity; beta-tubulin binding
Source: RefSeq, a predicted model, not a curated record
CAACAAUGAACGCUACCGAUGACGACGAUGUUGUUCUUCAGAAGGCUGCGUCAACGCUCUUGUUAGAUCUGCAAGCCUUGAUAAAUCGAGUCUUGCGGAAAGAGAAUGGCGCCGUCCACCGCCGAGUCCGGGAGAGGGACCUGGAUAGAUUCAUACCUUUGCUUGUUCCCUUUCAAGAAGAUCCUCAGCUUCUAGAUGCUCAACUCAAGCACCUCAUUCCCCCACUAGUUGCUGCCUAUCUAGACUACCUUCGGAUCACUCCCAGGCCUGGUUUGAAAAAGAAGUUUGUUCCUCUUUCGCAUGCCAUCUGCAGAAUUCUGAACCUCUUCUGCAAUGUACGAGGCGAGAAGGUCGUCAUUGGCUUCCUAAACAAUGAGCCCCGAUAUCUCGAACCCGUGUUGGCUGAGUUCGAGAGUGGGCUGACAGUCUCAGGUGAAGAGCUAGAUGCUAUUUCUCAGAAGAUCAUUCCAUGGGAGGAGAGAUACGUGCUCCUGCUAUGGCUAUCCCAUCUCAUGCUAGCCCCAUUUCCCCUUGCCUCUAUUUCCGCAACUCACUCGUCUGAAGAAACCUCCAAGGAGACAGGUAUCAAACUGCCCUCUGAGCUCUCUGGGGUAGUACUACGUGUUCUUCCAAUAUGCGUUGCUCAUCUCAAAUCUGCGUCGAAAGAACGAGGGGCAGCUGGAUCUCUACUUGUCAAGCUCGUCCUACGGCCGGAUAUGCAAAAGAUUGGAAUGCUUGAUGCUCUGAUUCAAUGGGCACUAACCUCGCUCGAGUCUUUCUCUGAGGGCACAUCUGAUAUCCAUCAAUACCUAGGAGUUCUCUCGUUUAUAAGUGGAAUAGUGGCUUCGGCCACCAAUCAAGAGAUUGGUCCAUACCUUCAAGCUAUCUACACCAAAUGCCAGCUUUUCAUAACUUCAGACGCUCUCGCCUUUGUCCGGUCUUCUGCUGUUGCGAGAAAAUUGGUCAUCAAAACACUCCGCAACGUUACUGUUCACUGUCUACAAUCUGCUUCAUCUUUGGAAGGCAUCGACACCCCUACCGUUUUAGAAGAGGUCAUCGAUUUCUUGCUUCAGUCUCUUGCUGACGGCGACACUCCGGUGAGGUACGCUGCAAGUAAGGCGCUAAGCGUGAUCACCUUGAAGCUCGAUCCUGAGAUGGGAGGUGAAGUCGUAGAGGCCAUUCUCGGAAGCCUUAACGAGGACGUGUACUGGGAGGGCUCGAGAAGGAGUCUCAGUGGGGUCAAUCCAUUGAGAUGGCACGGUUUGACACUGACAUUAGCGCAUCUGCUUUAUAGAAAGGCCCCUUCCACUGAUCAACUCCCGGACAUUCUGAACGCUCUACUGCUGGCCCUUGCUUUCGAACAGCGUUCGGCGACUGGCGGAUCCAUCGGAACUAAUGUUAGGGAUGCCGCCUGCUUCGGUAUAUGGGCUUUAUCCAGAAGAUACUUGACUAAAGAUCUCCUUGCGGUUCAGACUACGUCUAUACGUGCCUCUCACCAGAACCUCCACUCUUACUCGGUCCCUCAGGUGCUAGCUAUCGAAUUACUGGUCGCAGCUUGCCUAGACCCGGCCGGCAACAUCCGAAGAGGCUCUUCAGCGGCUCUACAGGAAUUGAUUGGGCGGCAUCCUGAUACCGUUCAAGAAGGAAUACCUCUAGUGCAGAUUGUGGACUUCCAUGCCGUAGGGCUCCGAGACCGCGCGAUUUGCGAGGUCGGAAUCAAUGCGGCCCAACUAUAUCCCAUUUAUUGGGACGCAAUCUUCGAGAAUCUGCUGGAAUGGAGAGGAGUUGGAUCCCUGGAUACCUCGUCCCGAUUGUCUGCGGCGAAUGCCAUUGGGCUCUUGAGUCGUUACCAGCUGUUCCCUAAAGUCAAUGCGAUGGUGAAGAAUAUAUGGCAGCAACUAGACGGACUGGCAUCGAGGCAAAUCGAGGAGAGGCAUGGACUGGUAAUGUCUUUGGCUUUUCUUAUCAGUCAAAGCAAUACACAAUCAGCAGCACAAAGGGCUCCCAUCUCCGACUCUGAGGCAAAUCCACCACCUUCGAGAUCCCUAGCUGAAUUGGCCGAGUUGACUCGCGUUUGGACUAUAUUCGACAAAACCCUCAAUCUAGAAGACAAGGCUUUUAUCUCGCCAGCAAUGCGACCAGAACUCACAGCUUCCGCGAUUUGUAGCCUUCUUGGUGCGCUAGCUUCUAUAUCAGUGCAGAUCAUAGGAUCGAACGAGACCAUACAGCCCCCUAGCAAGGAGUUGGUUCGACUGCUCGACCUAUGCCUCGGCCGUACCGAAGAGAGCGUCCUCCAAGCCAUCCCUAAAACCGUCAUCUACACCAUUGAAGCCCUGCAAGCAAACGCCUCGUCAACAGUCUCAACCGUAGUCUCCGCCUGGAUAGACUACCUCGAACAAGAAGCCUCCUACGCCAGCCGACGGGCCUCCGGCUUCGCAAUCGCCCUAGGAGCCGCCUACUCCCACCUCUCCUCCCUCCCAGAACCCGACCUUAACUCCUACGAACAGCGCAUCAUCGCCGUCCUAACCUUCCGAUGCACCGCCGCCGUCGACAUCCCAGCCCGCACCGCCGCGCUCCAGAGUCUCGGCACCUUACUCCAAGAAGCCGCCGCACGCGCCACGCGCUCCUCGACCACCACCACCAACCCCUCCUCCCUCCUACCGCCGACUUCAAAAGCCAAGAUCACGCAGGCGCUCAACACCGCGCUGAACGACUACACCGUCACCGAGCGCGGCGACGUCGGCGCCCUCGUGCGCCUCGAGGCCAUCGCCACCACCGAAAUCGCAUGGCGCACAGCGCUCCUCAGCGGCAGCGCUGGCGCGAACGAGCUGCACGCCGCCGUGCUGCGCCUCUCCGUCGAGCGGCUCGACAAGAUGCGCGUCCGCGCCGCGCACUGCCUCGAAGCGGGCAACCAGGAGCACUUCGAGGCCGCCAUCAGCGGGGCCGCCGACGGCGUGUCGUCGUACGCCUACUUUGCGGAGGCGCUGGGGGUGUUCAGCCCCCAGAGCCCCGCGUGGCUGAAGAAGGCCGUCAUGGAGGGGUAUGUGAGCGCGGCGGGGAUGGGGUCGGAGAGUGUGGUGCAGAAUGCGCGCAUGGUGCUGGUGGAUGCGAUGGAGAGGCUUCCUGGGGAGGGGGAGGGGGAGGGGGGAAGCUGCUCGCUGCUCGAUGUCAUGGAUAUCUUGGUAGAGCUGCUGAAGGGGAGUCUGGCGAACGAUCGGGUGUUGAUUCCGGCGAUGGAGGUUGUGGCGUUCUUGUUUGAUGCCGGGGUGGUGCAGAGAUUGGUGGGCACGCGGUUUAACUUUCGGGCUCUCCUCUCCCUAACCCAGAAGGCUCAUUAUAAAUCUACUAAUAUCAAUAAGCUGCAUAUUGCGCUGGAUGUGUAUAGGGGGCUAGCGGAGAUUGACAGCACGAGGAAAGACGUGCUCCUUAAGGUAGCGAGCAUGCUGCUGCAUCCUUUUCCUAAGAUUCGUAGUAGUGCUGCAGAGACCUUGUGGGUAGUGACAAGCGACGACGAUCUGAAACUUCACGAUUGGGCGCAGCAGCCGAAGAAUCUCAAGCCGGCCGUUGAGGCGUUGAAGAAGAGGCUGGGUGCGACAUAGGAAGAUCUGAGGGUAUACCAGUAUGCAUUUCUGAUAGAAAAACUCAUGACCUAGACUGUUGGUGACUUUGAAACUCGUCAAUCCUUGACGGACAACUCCUUGACGAAGUUCACGAAGCCGUGCCAUCCACUGAUCCAUUCCCCGCAAACGCCUUAGAUCCCACGGUCCGCAUAGUUUAGAGAUGCAUAGCUGAUCUCUCACACUAGAAUAGCCCAGCUCAGCAGCCCAAAUCCUUUUGAGCCACCUUCACAGCUCCCUGUCCAACCCCGUCCCCCCCAUCGUCGGC